Danaus chrysippus (African queen) is the source of this 1740-nucleotide messenger RNA. NCBI's taxonomy places the organism in Eukaryota, Metazoa, Arthropoda, Insecta, Lepidoptera, Nymphalidae. The record is from the annotation of a GenBank genome assembly.
AUGGCGGAAAUAACUUUAAAAAUUCAAGACCAAGUUUUUAAUGUUAAUAAAGAAACAUUGUGCGAAUACAGUGAUUAUUUUCGGGCUAUGUUUAGUGGAAAUUAUGCUGAAAAUGAACAGCAAGUAAUUUCUAUUGAUGUGCUAGAUCCUAAUAUAAUGAACAUUAUAGUGCAGUAUAUGCAAAUCGGUUUAAUAGAUCUCUCAGAAUUAGAUUUGCCUACUAUUGGUGAUAUAGCGAUAGCAGCAAAUUUUCUACAAAUAACCGAAUUGCUUAAACAAAUUGAGUAUACUUUAGAUUUGCAAACUUGUGAAUCUAAUUUCAUGGAAACAAUGGCUAUAGCUGAAACCUCAACGUUUAGGAAAUUAGAACAGUAUUCUGCAGCUUAUGGACUGUAUGCAUUUAGAUCAAUGAAGCCAGAAUAUAUACCAACUAUUCAUAAACUUGCUUGGUAUUUAUCACAUCCAUAUUUGGAUUGUCAGUCAGAAUUGGAUGUCUUUAAAUUUGGAUUUCAGUGGGUGUUGAAAAAUGAAACUGGUGCUGAUGCUUUACUAAUUAUUCUCGGCUGUUUGGAUAUGAAAACUAUGAGUAGUAAUGACUUUGAAGAAAUGAAAGUGUUGAUGAAAGACUUUGAAAACAGUUUAGCAGCAAAAGUGAUUGAGUGUAUCUGUGAAUUAUUAAAAAUGGAAGAAGAAAUAUCGUUGGAGGUAUUAGAUAUGCAUAAAUUGGAUGUAUUAGAAAAGUUCAAUGAAAGAGUGUGGACUGAAGUCAAAAAUAUUGUUAAAGAGAGUAAGACUCGACUUUUAAAAUAUACUCCAUUAAUUCCGAUGUGGUUACUGAAAGAUUCAAAGCCAGAAUUUCUGCCACAUUGUAUGUACACAUAUACUAAAGACAAUGGAUUUGAGAAAUGGUUAGAAGUGGCGGAGAAGAAUUUAUGGGGUUGGAAUGUAGUUGCGUGGGGAUUGACAAAACUUGUUAUUGUUUGUGGUGAAUAUGGAAGAGGCACUGGGACAUUCAUGAAGGAUGUUAAGGUUUAUGAUGUAUUGAGGAAAGAGUGGACGAGGCAUGGUGUUGAUUUACCUCCUAGAAGGCACAGUGGUGUCGCCGUUGUUGGAGAUUCUCUGUACAUAGUUGGUGGCGUAGGUGGGUUUAGGGUUGUAAUGGAUACAGUUAUUAUGUAUGACUUAAAACAACGUUCAUACAGGAAAAUUGCAAAACUUCCAGAUGCUAUACAAAACCCAGCGGUUUGUUCACAUGAAAAUAGGGUUUAUGCCGCUGGACAGAAGAAUAUUUAUCGCUAUGAGGAUCUGGGCACUACAGAUACGUGGAAAAAUAUUGUAGGGACCGAAAUCAGAAUGAGUUGUUUGAGGUCUUUCAAACAAUACAUAUAUUGCAUGCAAGGAUACUUUAGUCACCUAUACAGAUUUCGGCCAGAUGUUGACCAAAGAUUAGAACUUAUUACAUACUUCUCUAAUCUACCGGCUACUAUGUGUAAUUUAGGCGACAGUCUUAUAGUAUUCACAAGAACUGUUUGUGGUCAAUGCGAUAUUUUGGCUGUUGAGGAAUAUAGAGCAAAGUCUAAAUCGGAAAAACCAAGGGUUUUAGCAACACUAUCAAAAACUUCCAUGAGAGUGAAUGAUGUAGCGGGAUCUUGUGCAUUAGUAAUGACAGUACCACCAGUUAAGUCGCAAUUAUCUCAGUACCAGGAAAGAUAUUUAACAAGAUACAUUGAACCAGUAUGA